Hansenula anomala is the source of this 288-nucleotide messenger RNA. RefSeq names its product mitochondrial 54S ribosomal protein bL35m (gene MRP35). The transcript has 2 exons. Gene Ontology annotation, molecular function: structural constituent of ribosome. Gene Ontology annotation, cellular component: large ribosomal subunit; ribosome. The coding region runs from base 1 to 288 and encodes 95 amino acids. NCBI's taxonomy places the organism in Eukaryota, Fungi, Ascomycota, Saccharomycetes, Phaffomycetales, Wickerhamomycetaceae. Gene Ontology annotation, biological process: translation. The record is from RefSeq and is a predicted model, not a curated record.
AUGUUUGCUCUAUUAAAUAGCCUUGUGCGUCCUGUAUUCAAUGCAGCCAAAGUCAGUUCAAUAACGUUACAACAACCAUCAAGUAUUCUUGUUAGAGGUUUGAUGAAGACUCAUAAAGGUGCUGCAAAGAGAUGGAGAAAAACUGCAUCUGGUUAUAAAAGAGCUAAAGCUGGUAAAAAUCAUGGUAAUGCCGGUUGGAGUAAACAAUACUUGAAAGGUUUAGGAGGAAAAACUGCCAAUGACAAAACACACACCAAGAGACUUAAAAGAUUACUGCCAUACCAUUAG